Molecule: messenger RNA, 828 nt
Organism: Laccaria bicolor S238N-H82
Lineage: Eukaryota; Fungi; Basidiomycota; Agaricomycetes; Agaricales; Hydnangiaceae
Exons: 9
Coding region: 1-828 (275 amino acids)
Source: RefSeq, a predicted model, not a curated record
AUGGUGUGGGUCUUCUACCAACAACAGUAUUACACUGGUGUGAGAUCAGAUACAUCAUUAGCACUUUGGAUGUCUGUUGCACAAUCCCUGCUCCUUCUCAGGAUGUCCUCGAGAAGAUUGCGGUAUGAUGCAAUUCUUGAUGUAGAGUAUACGGCAGUGGUGGUUCAAAGAAUAGAAAAAAGCUUGGAAGAUAAUCCAAUGAGCAAGGGGGUGGCAGAACGUGGAAAAUGUACCAACACUCCCUAUUUUUCUUUCGUGGAUUUGGUUGACCUCCCCCCCUCCCCCUGCUACUAUAUAAGGAAGCUGGGCGGCAGCCUGCCAGUCACUGGAAACUCACAAACCUUCAACUCACAGUUGAAAAUGCUUUGCAUACAAAUCUUUGCAUGGAGGAACAUAUAUUAUGUGACAGAAAGCGCUCAGCCAUGGCGUACAAAGCAGCUUUGUCUCUGCUUUCAUCAACAAGAGCCUUCAAUAAAUUCUUUCUCUCUUAAGGAGUUUGUUUGGAGCUUUGAAUACAGCCUGAACACAAUUUUGACAUCGUCACUAUUUUUUUUUCGGCCUUCGGCCAGAGCCCCCUCCCUCCCAGCCAGUGUUCAGGAUCCACAUUCCGCCACCCCCUUGCCAAUGAGCCCAGCUUGGAACCCAAGCUCACAUACCCCCUGCUGUGGCAAUGAUGAUAAUUAUGUUUCUGAUUCAAUGUCAAUAUAUACUGAUGCAAUUUUGGCAGGGCCUCCUCUGUAUUGGCUCAAAGAUGGCUGCUUUGCCACCAUGAGACUGAGUCUUCGUCUGAUCAACACCUGCCCAAAUUUCCAUGAUGGCAAGUACUAA